Rattus norvegicus (Norway rat) is the source of this 9102-nucleotide messenger RNA. Lineage: Eukaryota; Metazoa; Chordata; Mammalia; Rodentia; Muridae. The record is from RefSeq and is a predicted model, not a curated record.
UAAGCACGUGGACCCACUCAAUGAGAAGGCUGGUUGUUAUGCUGCAGUUGGCAGGCUGCUGCGGGAGGCGGUGGCGGUAGGAAGCCUGAGGCUGCGGGGUGACAGGAGAUGAGCUAUCCAGAGAAUUUUUAGGAUAAAAAGAACUGCUUGGAGAACUGGCACACCAGCAAGCCGGAUGUGGACAGAGAGAUUUCUUAGAAGAGCAAGCAAGCAGAAUAUAGACAGACAAAUAUCCAGAGAGAAGCAGACUGGAAAAGCAGAACAGGUGGUCAGCAUGUACCCACAGUUUGACUUCCACUCCCAGACACCCCUUUUCUCGGAACUCCUCUGCAUGCUGAGGCAGCUGCUUGGCAGAGUUGGAAAAUAUUUAACUCUCAACAAAUGAAUUCCACACUUGAACUCUGCUGUAUUCCUGUGCCACCUCCUCCUUUAGAGAACUGAUCUUAAGACAGAGAUAAAAGAAGACUAGAAGGUAAAGGAAGAUGCUGGGAUCAGAAAGAGCUGUUGUAGAAGAAUGGUUAUCAGAAUUCAAGGCAUUACCUGACACUCAGAUUACCAGUUAUGCAGCAACCUUGCACCGGAAAAAAGCCCUUGUGCCAGCUCUCUAUAAAGUUAUUCAAGACUCAAACAAUGAGCUCCUGGAGCCUGUCUGCCACCAACUGUUUGAGCUCUAUCGUAGCUCUGAGGUUCGACUUAAGAGGUUCACUCUGCAGUUCCUGCCUGAAUUGAUUUGGGUUUAUUUGCGACUUACAGUUAGUAGAGACAGGCAGAGCAAUGGCUGUAUUGAAGCACUUCUCCUAGGAAUUUAUAAUUUGGAAAUUGCUGAUAAAGAUGGAAACAAUAAAGUGCUGUCUUUCACGAUCCCUUCCUUAUCUAAGCCUUCAAUAUACCAUGAACCCUCUACAAUUGGAUCCAUGGCUUUGACAGAAGGGGCAUUAUGUCAGCAUGACCUCAUCAGGGUUGUUUACAGUGAUCUUCAUCCUCAGAGAGAAACAUUCACUGCACAAAACCGGUUCGAAGUCCUGAGUUUUCUCAUGCUGUGCUAUAAUUCAGCUAUUGUGUAUAUGCCUGCAUCAUCUUACCAAUCUCUUUGUCGAAUGGGUUCAAGGGUUUGUGUGAGUGGGUUUCCACGACAACAUGAGAAACAGUGGAAGGAACUUUGUGGUCGAAUCGUAUUAGAUCCUGAAUUUAUGGUGCAACUUCUCACAGGAGUUUACUAUGCUAUGUAUAAUGGACAGUGGGACCUUGGCCAGGAAGUACUUGAUGACAUCAUUUAUAGAGCUCAGCUAGAACUCUUUUCUCAGCCACUCUUGGUGGCAAAUGCCAUGAAAAACUCAUUACCAUUUGAUGCACCUGAUUCUUCACAAGAAGGCCAGAAAGUACUUAAAGUGGAAGUCACUCCAACAGUGCCGAGAAUCUCUCGGACUGCAAUUACAACAGCUUCAAUUCGUCGUCAUAGAUGGAGAAGAGAAGAUGGCUUUGACUUCUCAAACGAGGCUGACUCGAGUAUUCCUGGCUCCCCGAUCCAACACGGCUCCACUGACCUAGGGAUCAAACGUGUGCAAGAGGGGGAGGUGCUGGUGCGCAGGACCCCUGAGCAUGGCUCGCCGGAGCCCAACUCAGCAGCAGCCACAACAGAGGGUAGGACAGAGAUGAGGAGGCAGAAGGCAGUGAGGCAGUUGCUGGAGAAGGAUCCUGGCUCUCUGUCCCCAAGCAGAGCACCUUUACAUUCUAGUGCUGAGGGUCUAAAUGGAGGAGAGGAGUCCUUAAACAUGAAUGAUGCAGAUGAAGGAUUUUCAUCGGGGGCUUCUCUCAGCAGCCAACCACAUGGGACCAAACCAUCCUCCUCUUCUCAGAGGGGAAGCUUACGGAAAGUAGCAACUGGGCGUUCCGCCAAAGACAAAGAAACAGCAUCAGCCAUCAAGUCCAACGAGAGCCCUCGAGAUUCAGUAGUUGGGAAGCAGUUUCUACAACAAGCAGAUCUCAGCAUAGAUUCAGUUGAGCUGACACCGAUGAAGAAACACUUGAGCCUGCCUGCAGGCCAGGUGGUGCCAAAAACCAAUAGUCUAAGCCUAAUCCGGACAGCCAGUGCUUCCUCAAGUAAAUCUUUUGACUAUGUAAAUGGUGGUCAAGCAAGUACCAGCAUUGGGGUUGGCACUGAGGGAGUUACUAACCUAGCAGCUACAAAUACUAAUAGAUACUCAACUAUCAGUCUACAAGAAGACCGGCUAGGUCAUGCUGGUGAAGGUAAAGAGCUCCUCAGCCCAGGAGCCCCCUUAACCAAGCAGUCUCGAUCCCCAAGUUUCAAUAUGCAGCUAAUAUCCCAGGUGUAGUUCUGGUGUCCCCUUGUUCUGCUUCCCUUCUACACUGAACAUUUCAUUGUGCAAGACACGUCAUCCCGCAUUGUGAAAAAGAUGUCACUGUCAUCAGAUUUGACUUAGCUUAGGUAUCUCAUACUGUAUUUUGUAUGGAAACAGCAAUAAGGUUUUCCUUUCCUUUCUUUAACCUCUCACCUAUUCCCUUAAAUGUGUUUGUGAAGCAGUGUAAAAUGUUUGCCUUUCCCUGCCUUCCUUUCUCUUGGGUGAUGUGCAAUCCAUCGUAGGCUGAUCGGUCCCAUUUCAACACUGUGAGACUGAGGAGAUGUUAGAGGAAAUGGUGUAUAGGAUCCCUAUGAAGUGACUCUUUGGCUUUUGUUUAAAAACAAAACGGGUUUGUUCACAUAAUCUAUGGAACUAUGAAGAUAACUGGAUCAUAUUUUUUUCUCUUAACCAGGAGUGCCUCAGAGAUUCUGCUAUGACUUUGGGCUUUCUCUGAGUCUGUGCAAUUUUAUAUUCUUGGGUAGCAUGGGGGAAGGCGGUAGACUACUGCAAUUUUUUUUAUUAAAAUGAGGCUGACUGCCCCCUUAUUUUAUCCCAAGGACACAAAUAUUUAAUUAUUGAGGCAUUUAAAUCAAUUUGUGACCACCUCCAUUGGAGGGUGUGGCUCUAAGUUGAUUCUCUAAUUGAUAAUGCACUUUCUCAAUGGCUCUAUAGUCAUUAACAACAGGUCUUCCCUCUUCCCACAAGGACUUAAGGACAUUUCCGCCCUUAAAGUUUGAAUUAACAAAUCAGAGACUCAAAGGGGCAUGUUCUAUUUCCUAGGAAUGAUUGAUAUUAUGGUGCUGGGGUUUUGUUGGGGGAAGGGUGUUUGUUUAAUUUGUGUGAGAUUGUAUAUGAGGUAAAGCUAUAAUUGUUUUCUUUCUUCCUUUCCUUUGUGAGUUGGUGAUGACUGAAGUAGAAACUGUACAUCUUCAGGUAAAGAGAGGAAUUUCUCAGUCUACUCUCUGAGAUAUCAGACUAGAGAAACCCUUUCAGCUGCUUCCUAGAUGUACCUAGAUUCAGUCAGAUAUUGGAUACAGAAACCUAAAGUCCUGAGAUUAUAUACUCCAAGGAAAUACAUCAGGGACAGAUAAUUGGUUGAAAACACUGAUGCUUCAAUGUGACACAUUUGUAUAGAACAUUUCUACCAGAGGGUACUGACUUGAUUUCUCCACAAGGACCACACUGCCUUUGUGUUUAUUGCAGUUUGUGUAUCUUCUGAUUAUCUGCAAAGUUUCUCGUUUUUAUAAAACUUUGAAAUCAUGCCAGUAAACUAGAUGUUGAAUGUAAAUCAGUAGCAUUUGGUAACUGCUAAGAGGCUACAAAAAUGCAUUAUUAGUUUAAAGGCUCUUUGUUGUGAUUUGGUUGGAUAAGACUUUCUUAUAAUCUCUUCUGGGUCUCAGGCUUUGUUUGAAAAAGAAGGGAAUAUAUUAGAAUUUUAAAAAUCAGUAUUGUGACUUCAAUUGCUAUGAAUUACCCAUCUCAAAAACAUCAGUUACACACACUCUCUUACAUGUAGACAUUUUAUGGUAUUGUGAAUGGAAAUUAUACUGCCUUUAUAGGAAGCAAGUGUUCUCCUAAUUGACAAAGUUGUUUUAUCUCUAUUUACCAUAAAGUUUGAUAAAUAACCAGGAAAACGACUCUCAUUUUUUUUCACACAUAAGCCACCAUUUUUGGAAGAGUAGUCUGUCUGUCUAUUAGUUUAGGGAGCAUUGUGUUAGUAUAACCUUUAAUUAGAUUUGAUAGUUUGUAACAUUUUUCAGCUCCCAGCAAAUAGAAAACUAGAACCUCAGCUAUUAUCCAUAUCAUUGCCAAAGUUUGGAGUAAGGCUAAAAGCUGAUAUGUGAUCUAUUGAUUGAUUAUAAUAUGCAUAUGACAUGUCUAUUUAUCACAGACAUAUUUUAGCCCUAUUUCUACUAAUUUAAGUAAUUAAGAGAUACCAAGUAAACUAAAAAAAACAGAGUUGUAAAACAGUAAAAAAAAAUAGUGAAAAUGUUUUUGUAACCUACUAAAUGGAGAAGCUUUCUAGUGCAUAAAGGAAGGUAUCAGUCUUAUACAGCAAAACAUGCCUACUUUAUGCUGGAGGUCGCUGGGCUCAAGUGCACACAGAUUGACAUUUAAACCAAGCGUUUUAGAUAAAGCACAAAAGAAUACCAAACAAUUUGAAAGUAUAGCAUAAACUGUUGUAAGUAUAAGAAAACAUCCUUUGAUUAGAACUGUUAUAACUGAAGGGUUGGUUUUAAGAUAUUUUUCAGAAUCAGGAAUGAUGGCACACACCUUUAAUCCCAGCACUCCAAAGGCAGAGGCAGGUGGAUCUCUGAGUUCAAGGCUGGCUUGGUCUACAGAGUGAGUUCUAAGACAGCCAGAGCUACACAGAGAAGGAAGCCCUGUCUCAGAGAAGAAAAAGAAAAAAAGUUUUUUUUUCAUCUUAAAGGAUAUCUUUUAUCGGUAUUUCGUAGACUUUGUAUAUACAUCCCAAGUAAUAUUUCACAACCCUGUAACAUUUGCUUCCUAUUCCUUGGGUUAUAAUUUGGUCUCAGUGAAGAAAUUCUUCAUAUACACUUUAUAACCAGGGUCUUAGAAUACAUUUUCUGUAUAAAAUAACAGUUAAAAUGAAAUUAAUUAAAAUUAAACAAACUAUCCAAUUUUCUAAUGAUAUUUUCAACCAUUUUGUGUUACCAGCAUUGAAUUUAAAAUGAUUUUUGUAAAGUUACUCAGCAGCUGUUAGAAAUGUCAUAGAAAGUCAGAAAUGUCCGUACUUUAUCCUUUAACAAAUUCCCUUUAAUAUUUCUCCACUUUCAUGAAGCAUCAUCACACUAAUAGAAAAAGGACAUUUUGGGGAAAAUAUUUGUUUUAUAUAAUUCAAAAAAUGACCGAUGCCAUCUGCACUGGGUUAAGGACUACAAUAUCUGAAGGUUUGAAGAGUUCUUCUAUAUGACUUUCAGUUACUUUUACUGGUAAGAAAGCUAAAAUAUAAAGUAAAAACUUAACUUAGAAGCUGGGGAGGGAAGAGUUGUCUUUUAAAAUCUUGGUCCUUUACCAACAUCCCUUUUUUCCCAGCCCACUGUUGUGUGCCCAUUUAUUGCAGAUCAGGAUUUCUGUGCUAGAAGAGACCCUAGAAAUAACUUGGCUCUUCUCUCUGCCACACAUGCAUUCAUCAUCAGGGCACUGAGGCUCAGCAGAGGUUGUAGACUAAGUAAGGCCCAUGGCUAAGAAGCUGGGCCAUAGUCAAACCUUGUCUCUAGUCCCGUUCAUGUUGAUGCCUCUUUGCCUCUAGUUAUCCAGACUUUGGUAAAUGUGAUAUGAAACACUUCCAUUUCUGCUGUUUCUUUGUUUCUGCCCCAGUACCUGAUGAACACAUUAAGAAAGAUAUUAAUUCCAGAGGGAAAAAAAGUAAAAUAAUUAAUACAGAUGGGGAUGUGUUCAAAAUGCACAUUAUUCUUUUCUAAUUUAUGCCUUGUGAAUUUUCUACCACAUAACAGUUAUAUGCUGCCAGGUUAUUUGUAUUUCUGGGGAUUUGUUUAAAUGCAAAAUAAACCCAAUGAAAUUUCCUUGAUCAGUGUUUCUAACUAUUUAAAAGCUAUACUGCGGAGGAUUGCAAAGUAAAGAUAAAGCUCAGUUCCAUUAAUUUUUAAUCUAGAGAGAGAAUGUUCCUUACUGUGCUUAGAGAAGAUUAAGAGCAAUAUUCCUCAAUGUGAUUGAAGAGAUUUACAGUGAGUGUAAAUGUAUGAGUCCAUGAGCAGUGGUCUCUGUCAUUAUAACAUAAACCGUAUAAAAUGACUCAAGGGUGGUAGUCUUAGCCACAGAGUGCAGUGUCUCCAACCGGUAGUCUCAUCCCACUUAGUAGCUUUUAAAUUUGUUAGAAGAGCUCUCUCGUGCUGUGUUUGUUUGCACUGCUUCUGUGAAUACGUCAAUGCAGUGGUUUUCCUACCUCCCUUAUGAGGUUUCUUUGGGUCCAUCUUAAGUACUUCAGUUGUUGACAAUCAGAUGUCUCAUUUAAUUUACUAUAUAUUCAUUUAUAAAUGAAAGUACUAGUUUCUGUCUUUGUGGGUAAGGUAACGUACUGUACCAACAUUGAGAAGGGAGACCACUCCAUUUCUGAACUUGGAUUGCAUUAUAAAGUAUGGGUUUUUUUAAUUUAACAAAAAGACUUAGUAUUCUAAUUAUAUAGUUUUUUAAUUUAAAAAGACUAAUAUGUCAUGCUAGUGAUCAGAAAUUCUACAGAAAUCCUAGAGCAACUUUUCUGCACUGGUUAUAUUAAGCAUUGAGACAGGAGGCUUUCCCCAAGCUGGAUGACUCCUGUCACUGCUUCACCACUGAGUUGGUGAGAUGCUGUAAUACUUUUAAUUUUCCCAAAGUGGUCUCCAAAAUAAGUGAUUGAAAACUAGCUAUUGGUGGCACUUUAACCUCUUAAAAAUAUUUACCAGAUUAUAUAAACAUGGGAUACAGUGUAAAAAUAGCAUCAUGAGUCAUCAGAUUGGUACAGUUUUCCAUGCAAAGGAGAUGAGCCAAAUUCUAGUAUUGUUUCUAUUGUGUGAACCUAGUGGGCGGUUCACACGUGUGGAACUACUGCGGAGGCACAACCCCGCCUCUUGUCCUUGAGGUAGCUGCAUUCCAUCUGACCCUGACAGCAUCUCUUUUCCUCCAACAUUUUUGUAAUGUUAGCCAUUUGUCCUAUGAGAAAUAUGGUCAAGACCAAACAAUUCAGGAUACAGUUUCACAGAAAUGUAGGGUUGUGUGGAAUAACUGGCCGAAGGCCACAGAAGUAAACUUUCUAUGUUUUGCUUCUGAAUUUCAAAAGGAUGGGUUUCUUAAUGUUUACAAAUUAAGGCACAUUUGUAUGUCUGAUAUUAAUUAGACUACUACAUUUUAAUAUGGUUUUACCAAAAGAAAGUAGAAUUAGGUGUAUUUUAAGAUAUAAGCCAGUCUUUUUUAAAACUUGAGCAUCUGGAGGUAGGUGUUUUUAUUGACAAAGAAAAAUGAACUUAAUUGGAUAAUCUCUCCCCAUCUGCUACUUUGCUAUAUGGCUUGCUGUAUUGGAGUGUAAACAGUUCAGUGUUAAUCAUAUCAGAAGACAUUUUUACAUCCUCAUCAAUUUAUAAAAUUUACCAAAGAAAAUGUUUCUGAUAAAUCCUUUUUAAAGCAUUAAGGAAUGUACCCCUCUUUGAUGUAGUGAUUGCUUUCUAACCCUGAGGGAAACAAAUAUUAAUAUAUUAUUUGAACUAAAAAACACAUAGGGUAAAUAGACAAUGUCCUGUUUUUCCCUACAUCAGUAAGAUGUCAGUACUCCACUGAAAGUACCAUUUAAAGAAUAAGUCUUAAUUUUAUUCCUUAGGACAUUUUUAUUAAAAUUAAGGAUUUUGCGUAUCAGUAUUGAAUAUAAAGGGGGAAACUCCUGAAGAUGGUAUAUUGUAUAUUAUGGGUUGUCUAGGGAAAAUUAUUGAAAGGUACCCCUCAAUGGACAGUGGCAUUUAUUUCUAGUAUAAUCGUAGCUAAAUUGACAUGGUUAGGUUAGUUUGCAUUUAUGUCUGUGUUCACUCUUGACUACUUUUUGUCUUUGCAUAUGAUUGGGUUAAAGGAAGCCAAAAUAACUGCUUUAAAAUAUGUCGGCCAAAAAGAUCUAAAGGGUUUAAGCUGUUUAAUGAUCUCUUAAAUAACGAAUUAUAGUUGUUUUUUAACUAUUUCGAACAAGUUCUUUAAUUUUUUAAUACCACAUUAUAGUUAAUAAGUACUUAACUGGUGUGUGGUGGUACAUGCCUGUAAUCCCAGCACUUGGAGGCAGAGGUAGACUGAUCUCUGAGUUCAAGGCCAGGCUGGUCUAUAGAGUGAGUUCCAGGACAGCCAAGGCUACACAGUUAGACCCUGUCUCAAAACAACAGACAGACAGACAGACAGACAAACAAAAAUGUAUUGUUCUUGGGAAAAGAAGAUUGGCCUUCAAAUAAUGACUGAUAAUGGUUUUUAUUUUUAAUUUUAUUAUCUGAAUACAGUAUAAAGAUAUGUUCUGUGUGAUGUUAAAAAUAUUAGUAUGAGGUUUAUCGUGUAUUUUACACUGGAUCUUUUUGGUUCUUCUAAAAACUAGGCUGGCUUUACAUUCAGUUUAAAACUGGUUAAAUGAAAAUGUUUAGCAGUGCACGGAUUUUACUACCUUGGCUUUAUGUAAUGUGAUUUCUAUAAUAGCAAACAGAAUAUCCCAUUCUGAUUAUUUGUUUCCUAAGAAGGAUAUAUUUGAUCAGCCUGUUCUUAUUGUCAGCCAAUAUCAAUGUGUAGCUUGGGAUAAAUGUCCCAGGUAUUGAGAGGAUUCUGCUGCUGAAAAUUCUGCCGGCGUGUACAAAGUAUGAUCUUUAUUGAGAGAUGUCCUUUCAACUUGGGACUAGUGAAAAAUCUUUCUUUCUUUUGUUUCAGAGCUGAAGAAAAAAACCAAAAUGCACAUUUAAGAUCAUAUGUACUGGUGCAUGUGAGCCGUUAUCUUGUCUUAUUGAAUGGACUAAUGCUGUUGAUUGUUGAAAUGUGAAAUGUGUCACUGUUGAACUUGUACAUAUCUGCCAGAGAUGAAAAAUAUUUUAAGUUAUUGUAAAUAAAGAUGUAUAAAAUUGAGUAUCCGUCUGCAAUGCAGAAACAUAACAUCUCAGAUGUUAAAUAUGUCUCUUGAGGGAUAUGUCAUGUCUCCCUGAUGUAUCUAGCUACAUAAGGAAUGUACAUUUUCUUUUGUAUAAAAUACAGCUUCAUUUGGCUUUUAACUGGA